Aspergillus puulaauensis is the source of this 1182-nucleotide messenger RNA. Its product is annotated as NAD(P)/FAD-dependent oxidoreductase. The record is from RefSeq and is a predicted model, not a curated record. Gene Ontology annotation, cellular component: cytoplasm. Gene Ontology annotation, molecular function: oxidoreductase activity. The transcript has a single exon. NCBI's taxonomy places the organism in Eukaryota, Fungi, Ascomycota, Eurotiomycetes, Eurotiales, Aspergillaceae. The coding region runs from base 1 to 1182 and encodes 393 amino acids.
AUGUCAACACAGCAGACUUCCGACAUCGUCAUUAUUGGAGCCGGCAUAUUCGGUUCUGCCCUGGCCUAUUUCCUUUCUUCUUCCAAUGGUGGAAAGAAGAUAACAGUCGUCGAGCGAUCGAUUUCCCAGCUCACCGGCUCAACAGGCUACGCACCGGGUUUCGUGGGCCAGUUCAACGAGUCAGAAGUACUCACCCGCCUUGCCAUCGACAGCGUGAGAGAGUAUUCCAAGGUCCCUGGGGGGUUUGACCAUGUCGGCGGCCUCGAAGUCGCGACAAGCAAUGCCGGAGUCGAGAAUCUCAAAUGGCGACAGGAAACUGCCAAGGCAAGAGGACUCAAAGCAGAGUUGAUUUCUGCCCGAAGAGCAGCAGAGAUAGCGCCUGAUCUCGUGAAGGAUGAGUAUGUUUCGGCGCUACAUUUUCCAGCAGAUGGGACGGCGAACCCGGCGGUCGUCACCGCGUUCUUUCAGUCCGAAGCUCGGGAUAGAGGCGUGCAGUUCCUGGAAGCCGACGUUACAGAGAUUCGUCGAGACAGUGACACCGUGACAGGAGUUAUGACUUCAAAGGGGUUCAUCGAAGCGCCGACAGUUGUCCUGGCUACUGGUAUCUGGGCCAAAUCUUUAUGUGACUUUGAUCUCCCCGUUCCGGUUAUCCCAGUCGCGCACCCCUAUAUGUAUGGGGAAAUGCACGAGCCGAAGACGUAUAAAUCUCCUUUUGUGAGGUAUCCAGAGCAUCAUGUUUAUGUUCGAGACCAUGGCACUUAUUUCGGACUCGGCUCGUACGACCACAUGCCCCGGGCUGCAAAGCCAGGAGACACUGCCAUUGGAAACUGGGUUGACGAAUUCGAUACGGCAUUGGAUCGUGCGAUGAAGCUGGUUCCUGAGAAGACGAACUUGCGGGUUAGGGAGAAAUUUAAUGGGAUAUUCUCCAUGACGCCGGAUAAUAUGCCGCUGGUUGGCGAGGUGCCGGAGGUGAAGGGGCUGUACAUGGCGGCCGGGGUUUGGGUUACGCAUGCCGCUGGGUCUGCGAGGUUCUUGACGAGCAUCUUAAAAGAUGAAGAGGUAGAUGUGGCACUGCAGAGGGCUCUUGAUCCGACGAGAUUCAGGGGGCGGGAUAUGGAGAGUCUGCAGCGGGAGUCGCUGAAUUGCUAUAACAGCAUAUACUCCACCUAUGAGAAUUCCUAG